GAAUUUGAAAUCCAAAAAAGACGACGCAACAGACGCGACCGACAAAUACACACAUGGGCGGCUACUUCUCGUCCUUCUUCAAGGGCCUUCUAGGGACGAAAGAGAUUAGGGAUUUGAUGCACGUACGAUUGUCGGUAGUGUCGAUCCAAAAGAUGCAGCUGCGCGAUUCCUUGAAAUGACGAAUGCUGGGUCUGGUGUUGGGAUCUUCACCUAUGCCAUUACAGGCGACGGCGUGAUGCAUUUCACACAGACUGGACCGCGUUUCGCCAUCAACCAUCUAUCAAAGCAUGCAAUGCACUCAAAUGCAGCUACAGAGGUGGUGUAUUCUGUUGAAUUCUUCUUCUUACAAAAAGAAGAGAGUGCCGCCAACGCGCAAGAACAUGCCUACCACCAGUCAUCGAGCCAGGAAGACGAAGAUGGGUCUGCAGUCAUGCCACAGACAAUCGUCAAGGAUGAAUCACUUGUUCUACACAUUCGUCAAGGAACAGCCAAUAUCCAGUCGAUGGGUGAGAACGAUGUCAUGAACAGCCUCUCAAAACGCAAGCACAGCAAAACACUCGCGGAAACACUCAAACUGCCGUCCAAAAAGAAGCGUGAAGAAGCGCGUCAGGAAAGAAUCAAUGAAGCACUCAACAAGAAUGGCCAGGUACGGCCAGGUUCAAGUCACAAGCAUGAAGUCUCUGACUUUACCUUGGUGAUUGACAACUCUAGCGGCACGUUCAUGCCUGAUGCAGCCAAACUUCCCGACCUAAAGCGGUUCCUGGAGCACAAUUUCGAGGGGUUGCAUAUUGAUGCAUUGGCGCAAGAUGACGAUCGCCUCAAGGAGCUGAAGGAGAAGCGGAGCAAGAAGGAUGACGGCAUGGGCAAUCUGCGAUUACGACAAGCAAGCUCAUUCACUUCAAGUUCGCGAAGCUCCUCAUUUUCAGUCGGGGGGCAAGGCAGAGAACGGGCUGUUGAUAAACUAGCUGGACGGCACACGGAGUCAAACGCUUAAUUUGUAUCAACAAUGCAUGUUGUUCAACACAUCCAGUGAUGAGAGCUGUUGAGGGCAUACUCAUCUGCAGCUGUAGAAGUCCCACCAUCUCUGCAUCUUCUACGACCACCUGGUAGUGUCAUCUCAAAAUAAAUUCAGGGGUAGGGCCUGGCCACGAGCGAUUCUUGCAGCUGCGCCAAACAUGAGCGCAAUGGUAAGCCGCGAAUGUUUGCAGAUAGCAUACAGAUAUCGCACUCCUUACGGUCUAGAACCAUGUCGUGGCUCGUGGCACUCGUCUGCCAAUGUACGCGGCAAAACUAAUGCCAUGCUCUUUUGGGAACUUCCACUCCUUUCCACAAACUUAAGCAGCCAAUUCGAUCAGUACCAGAGUUCAAGGUGUGUUCAAA
Messenger RNA from Protomyces lactucae-debilis, 1380 nucleotides. RefSeq lists its product as uncharacterized. The record is from RefSeq and is a predicted model, not a curated record. NCBI's taxonomy places the organism in Eukaryota, Fungi, Ascomycota, Taphrinomycetes, Taphrinales, Protomycetaceae. The coding region runs from base 176 to 994 and encodes 272 amino acids. The transcript has a single exon.